AUGACCUUUAUUGGAGUAUUUUGACAAGUAGUUGCUGUGGCGCCGACUCCGACUAUCGUGUCAUUAAUGUCUACCUGCUGUUACAACUGUUGAUAAGCGAGGGUGUAAUAUUUAAUUUUAUCCCGUGAAGACGGACAGCUGUCCACUCAGGAUGGGAGGAAAUGGGAGCAAAGCGAGGAAUGUAUCUUUCAGGCUGGACGAACACGAGAAGGUCACAGUAGUUGAAGGAGUGAAGCUUUCUGAGAAUGUCCUCCGGCGGAUGAGGGAAUCUCCUGGUUCGGAAAGAGCUUGGUCUUUGCCACCUGCUCCAGACAUGCAAAGGACUUCACCAAGUUCAAAAUCGACAGAAACAUCAUCUUCACAGACACAGGAAGAGAUGCUUAAGAACUAUGAGCGUCAACAGGCUCUGGUGCAGGAGCAGCUGGCCAAGCUCAACCUGAGGGAGAGAGAGACUGUCUACGUAGAAAAAUGGAGAACACAAGACGAUAAUGAAAAGAGCAAGGUACUGCUAGCAGAUUUGGAUGCGUGGGGUAGACUGCUGGAGCGGAAAGAACAGGAGCUGGCCACAAUCCAGAGUUUCUACAAAGAGCAAUUAGAAAUAAUGGAGAGAAAAAAUUUUCAGAACUACAAGCAGACAGCUGAAGAGUACUUUGAGGCUGCAGCUAAAACUGGAGAGCGGAUACGGCCCCGGUACAUUUCACCCAUGUGCACUGACCUGCAGACCAAAGUGCUUCAAUGCUAUAAAGAAAACCCAAAGCAGACACUGCACUGCUCCAGACUGGCUAAGCAGUACAUGAACUGUGUUCAGCAAGGGAAGAAGAGCUGUGUGACAAAUCAUGGCUGAGAAAUGCAAGAAUAGCCGGAACAAGGGGUGCAGUGAAGCAACGAAGAAACAAAAAUCAUAUCAAAUCCAUACAUUUUUUUUCUUGUUCAAAAUCAACUUUACUUAUCUGUUCACACAUCUGUUUGGCCACCAAUAUGUAUUAACCACCAUUUCUCACAUUCCCUUGUUGUUGUUUUUUUCUUUGUUUUCUUUCUCUGAAUCGAAUAUGUGUUGAUUUAAUGCCAAGUUGUGCCAGAGCUCGUUCUAAAAUAAAUUCUCAUAAUCCGGUG
This is a messenger RNA of Xiphophorus maculatus (southern platyfish), 1113 nucleotides long. It is a transcript of the gene chchd6b, whose product is annotated as MICOS complex subunit mic25a-like. Gene Ontology annotation, biological process: inner mitochondrial membrane organization. The record is from RefSeq and is a predicted model, not a curated record. The transcript is spliced from 9 exons. Gene Ontology annotation, cellular component: MICOS complex; mitochondrion. NCBI's taxonomy places the organism in Eukaryota, Metazoa, Chordata, Actinopteri, Cyprinodontiformes, Poeciliidae. The coding region runs from base 152 to 844 and encodes 230 amino acids.